Penicillium paradoxum is the source of this 1320-nucleotide messenger RNA. Its product is annotated as NADH:flavin oxidoreductase/NADH oxidase. Gene Ontology annotation, cellular component: intracellular anatomical structure. The record is from RefSeq and is a predicted model, not a curated record. The transcript has a single exon. Gene Ontology annotation, molecular function: FMN binding; NADP binding; NADPH dehydrogenase activity. Lineage: Eukaryota; Fungi; Ascomycota; Eurotiomycetes; Eurotiales; Aspergillaceae. The coding region runs from base 1 to 1320 and encodes 439 amino acids.
AUGGGUUCCAUUCAAACCGAUCACGUCGGGGUAGUCCCUUACAAUGGCAUACCCUUCUUCACCCCUGCCAACAACGGUGGUGCUGCAAUCGACCCGAGCAGUCUGAAUACACCCACCCUUUUCCGCCCCCUUCAAAUCCGACAGCUCACGUUGAAGAACCGAGUCAUGCUUGCCCCUAUGUGCAUGUAUUCCACCCAAUCAGAUCCCUCGUCACCCUACGUUGGUGCUCUGACAGAUUAUCACCUCGCUCAUCUUGGAAAUCUCGCUCUCAAGGGCAUAGGAUUGAUCAUCAUUGAGGCAACUUCGGUUCAGUUCAACGGACGCAUCUCUCCGAACGACUCGGGUCUCUGGCAACCGGGCACAGAAUCGGAACAGUUCAAAGCGCUCAAGCGCGUGGUUGACUUUGUUCAUAGUCAAGGAGCUAAAGUUGCCAUUCAGCUUGCCCAUGCUGGUCGCAAAGCCAGCAUCAUGCCACCUUGGGUUGCAAAGGAGGCAGGCAAGCGGAGUCUUCGCGCCGGUAAAGAGGCAGGUGGGUGGCCAGAAGAUGUGGUUGGUCCAUCAGGCGGCCCCGACCAUAUCUGGGCCGCUGGUGAUGGCUUUUGGACCCCGCGUGAGCUUAGCACAGCCGAAGUUGAGGAUUUGGUGAAAGCAUUUGCGACCAGCGCUGAGCUGUCUGUUCAGGCGGGCGUCGACACCAUUGAGAUCCACGCAGCACACGGCUAUCUCUUGUGCCAGUUUUUGAGUCCUGUGACAAACAAGAGAACGGAUAAAUAUGGUGGCUCGUUCGAAAACAGAACGAGAAUCAUUCGUGAAAUUGCAGCUGCCAUCCGGGCCGUUAUCCCCGAAGGCAUGCCAUUAUUCUUGCGAAUCAGUGCCACGGAGUGGCUUGAUGGGAAGUUCUCGGAGUUCUGGGAUCUUGAAUCGUCGAUCCAGCUUGCCAAGGCUCUUCCUGAUCUGGGAAUUGAUUUCUUGGACGUCAGCUCUGGCGGCAACCACCAGUACCAGACGGUGGAGCCUCACACCAAUUAUCAAAUCGACCUUGCAAGCCAAAUUCGAAAGGAAAUCAGGAAGGCGGGACAGACGACAUUGGUUGGAGCCGUGGGACUGAUUACAGAAGCCCACGCGGCAAGUCAGAUUGUGCAAGGCGCCGAUCUGCAUGAAGCAAAGACAGCCGAGGCGAUGAUUGCUGGUCCAGAGGCAAGUGCAGAUGCAGUUCUGCUGGGUCGCCAGUUUCUCCGUGAAGCUGACUGGGUCUAUCACGCUGCCAAAGAAUUGAAUGUCCAGAUCACAGCACCAAAGCAGCUUGGUCGUGCGAUUUGA